Helicoverpa zea (corn earworm) is the source of this 2267-nucleotide messenger RNA. RefSeq names its product alpha-1,6-mannosyl-glycoprotein 2-beta-N-acetylglucosaminyltransferase-like (gene Mgat2). Gene Ontology annotation, cellular component: Golgi stack; Golgi membrane. Lineage: Eukaryota; Metazoa; Arthropoda; Insecta; Lepidoptera; Noctuidae. The transcript is spliced from 13 exons. Gene Ontology annotation, molecular function: alpha-1,6-mannosylglycoprotein 2-beta-N-acetylglucosaminyltransferase activity. Gene Ontology annotation, biological process: protein N-linked glycosylation; oligosaccharide biosynthetic process. The record is from RefSeq and is a predicted model, not a curated record. The coding region runs from base 569 to 2137 and encodes 522 amino acids.
CGAAAAUACCUACAUAUUUUGCCACUUGCUCCGUAGUGGCCUGCAUUGACUUUUUAUUCAAUUUAAAACUGUUUAUUCACUCAAUUAGCAUCAUGUGACUGACUGCACGGCCUAAAAUAGACGCCCGUAUAAAUAAACACAACACGACCCCCACAUUUCAAAAGAAAGCCUGCAAAUUAGGAAAAUAACACAGUUUUUUUCAUACAUCGUAAACCAAUCGAUAGUAAUCGCGAAAAAUUAUAAAAUACAGUUGUAAACAGCUGUAAUAGUGUCGCAUAACUGUUUUGGAACAUUAAUAGCGCUUUAAAAACGCAGUGCUGUGUGUGAAACUUGUGUUUUUUGAUAUAAAAUAGUAGUUAAAGAAUUGUUUCUGUUAUUUUUACGUAAUAUAAAUUAAUAAGGAGUUGUUAUAAGUUGAGUGCGGAGAAAGCAUGCUCGCGUUGUUUUUCUGAAAAAACAAGCGCCGCGCAAAAUGCCGUGAAACGCAAACAUGGGACAGCGCCAUCUAUCGGGCGGCGGGCGAACCACGUAAGAUGCACUUAGCGCCACCUGUCGAGCGUUGAACGAGAUGCCACGCUUAAAAUAUGCGUCGGUCGCACGAGUCGUUGUCAUACUGGGCUUGUUCUGUCUGUGGCUGCAAAUCAUGCUGUCGGCUUCUACCGGGGGCAUGUAUAGGGAUGGAGAUAACAAUAAUUCUGAUACUAACAUGACAUUGGAUUCUGUACUAACGCAAUUGCCAUACAAAGAAGAGCUGAUGAAUGGGAACGACACUUCGGAGCAGGUACUCGCUCUGGUGCCUCCGGAGCUACACAAGUACCUCACGGUACAUCCCAGGAAUUCCACAGUGAACUCCACAGAGCGCAUAGCAACUAAGAAUAUAACAGAAAUCAGGCGAGCCAUCCAGAGGAACAAUGAGGCGCAGAUCAUUUACAAUGAAGAUAUAUUCGGACCAGUGCAGAACGACACCGUCAUCAUAGCUAUACAGGUUCACACUCGGCUAACGUACCUCCGUCACCUCAUAGUCUCGUUGGCUCAAGCGAAGGAGAUCGACAGAACUCUUCUCAUAUUCUCACACGAUUAUUAUGACGAGGAGAUUAAUAAUCUAGUGAGAAGCAUCGACUUUACUAAGGUAAUGCAGAUAUUCUACCCGUACUCGAUACAGACGCACCCGCACGAGUUCCCGGGCAUGGACCCCAACGACUGUCCCCGAGACACCAAGUUUGAACAGGCAGUUAAACUAGAAUGCAACAACGCGUUAUACCCGGACUUGCACGGGCACUACCGCGAGGCGAAGUACACGCAGACUAAACACCACUGGUGGUGGAAGGCCAAUAGGAUAUUCAACCAGCUGCAGUGCACUGCUGGACAUACAGGUUAUGUGCUCUUCUUAGAGGAAGAUCACUACGUAGCGGAAGACUUUCUGCACAUCCUCUCUCUGCUGAAGUCCACGGCAGACAAGAGCUGUCCUCAAUGUGAGAUACUGUCCCUGGGUACCUAUCUCAAGACCUACCAGUACCAUGUCAAUGGUGAUAAGAGGAAGAAGAACCUAAAUCUGAACUACAUCCAGCAAGUAAAGGCCGCCAACGAAGAGAGACGGAAGAAACGAACCGAAAACCUACCAACAUGGAACUUUCAAGUGUACCCCAACCUAUACUCGGCUACACAAAAGGUGGAAAUAACGCCGUGGCAUUCUAGUAUGCACAACAUGGGUUUUGCCUUCAAUAGAACGGUUUGGGGACACAUAAUGGCGCUGCAGAGUCAGUUCUGCGCGUACGAUGACUACAACUGGGACUAUUCGCUGUUACAUCUGUCACAGAACAUGCCAGGGAGGGAAAAGUUUAAGGUCAUCGUGUGUAAGGGGCCACGGGUGUUUCAUAUAGGAGAAUGCGGUUUCCACCACAAGAAAUCGAACUGCAACGCGUCGACAGUGAUCAGUAAAGUACAGAAGCUACUGCAGAACGCCAAGCCGUACCUGUUCCCGACGCGAGUCAGCGCGACCGUCACCGCCGGCGGCGCCAAGCAUAACAAGAAGCUCGUCAAGGGAAACGGCGGAUGGGGGGAUAUUAGAGAUCAAGAACUGUGUGCUAACAUGACUCGAAUAGGACGACAGCAGCGACCUAUCGCGUACUACGCAUAAUACUAUGUACACACACAUUCCAUAUGCUUUUAUAUAUAUACACACAUAUAUGUAUAUGUACAACUCUCCCGUAUAUCGCAUCGGCACCUAAACUAGGUACAUAGUUAAAAUCAUGAUCAGGGGCCCGAUU